CUUUGGUUGGGCUUUUCUCUAACAGCUGGAGGUCUGCUGGGCAUUCAAGCAAUGGCUGUUGAGUAGGGCAGCUGUUUCAAUAUCUAAUUGCAUUUUAGCUUUAAUAACUCAAGGGGAAAGCCUUGCAUUGCCUACCAUGAGCUACUUCCUGUCCUACUGCAAAGCGCACUGCACAGCCGUGCUCGCCCAGUACCAGACCCUGAGAUCAGAGGGCUUUCUGUGCGAUAUUUUGCUGAAAGUGAAGGAAAAUGAGUUUCCUGCACACAAGUCCUUGUUGGCAUGCUCCAGUGACUAUUUCCGAGCCAUGUUCAAAAGUUACACCCAAGAGUCUAAAGCCAGUGUAAUUCACCUGCAAGUUGUCUCACCCACCGGUCUCCAGCAUGUCCUGGAUUUCAUUUACACUUCCUUGUUGCCCCUUUCCUUUGAAAGCCUGGAAGAUACCUUGGAAGCUGCAAGCUACUUGCAAGUGACUGAUGCUAUCGGCUUGUGCAAUCAGUACUUAGUUAACAAUCUUGCCUUGGAAAACUGCUGCUUCUCUGCCAAUGUGUCCAGGAAGUUCUACCUGCCGGACGCCUUAGCAGCAACAGAAAAAUACAUUGUCAAUAAUCUCUGGAAGCUGCUGGACUUGGAUUUGUCAGGACUGCUCGAGCUAAACUUCAGGUCUUUGCUAGCAGUGGUUCAAUCACCAGAUCUCCCCAUGGUGAAAGAAACCCGCCUGCUGAAUCUUGUGCUGCUGUGGCUGAAGCAGGAUAAAUCCAGGCUGGCUCAUACAAGCAGCCUUUUAGAACACAUAAGAUAUGGCCUCAUCCCGGUGGAAGAGCUGAGAAAAACCUACACACAGUCAGAAGUGCCCCUCUCUGCAGGUAUUAAGUGCUUGAUCAUUAAAGCAAUAAAUUACCAUACAUCUGUUUUCAAACAGCCUGUCCUGCAGGAUAAGUCCACCACGCUGAGGAACCAGAAAACUCGGAUCAUUCUGCUGGGGGGAGGGACAGCAAGCGAGGGGCUUGUCACCGAUGUGGUGGCCUUCGACGUUUACAAUCACAAAUGGCGAGCUCUCACGCAGGUGCGGGACAGGGUGCAGAACCACAGCGUGUGCGUGGUGGGGAACUUCCUCUACGUCUUGGGUGGGGAAAUAGAAAGUGGUGCCACUAAAACCAAAAAGAUCUUAUCGGUUACGAACAAGGUCCAUCGUUACGAUCCGAGAUUCAACACGUGGACCCAGAUCACGGGCAUGCUGGAAAAGAGAUGUCAGUUUUCUUGUUGUGUCCUAGGCAAGGAUAUCUUUGCCAUUGGUGGAAGAGGUGAGGACGGGUCACUGCAUUCGUCUGUGGAAGUCUACAACAUCAGCAGGGACAGAUGGAUGAAGGCCAGGGAAUUGCCAUGCAAGAUACAUGGUCACGCCAGUGCCAUUUGCAAGAAUACUAUAUACAUCUCGGGUGGCAAGUACUCAGACCCAGACAACACAAGCAAGGAUGUAUAUUCUCUGAGCUCACUUGAAGGGCAGUGGAUGAAACAAGCCCCCAUGAGCAUUGCUCGGUUUGGGCAUCAGAUGGCAACAAUAAGAGAAGCCAUAUUCACUUUUUUAGGAUUAUAUGAACCAUUCUCUGAAAUAGAAAGAUACGACCCUGAUCAAAACCAAUGGACUCGGUUAAGACCACUGAUCUAUGAUCGAUUUUGCUAUGGCCUGGCAGUGGUAGAGGAAACAGCUCUUCUUAUCGGGGGAAAGAAAUGGCAAAACUCACGGGAAGUCCCCACGCAAGACGUGGUUGGUUACGACAUCGACAACGAUGGCUGGGAAGAGAUCUGCAAAGCCCCCGUGCCUUGGUGUGGGCUGCAGUGCGCGGUGCUGCAGCUCUCUGAACUGGCGGAUGAGCAGGACAGUGACAGCCAGCAGAAGAGGCCACCGAACUGCUGAGCUCACGCGCCGCGGAAUAAUCACCCCAGGAGAUGAGCCAGCAGGUGGGUCCUGGAGAAGAAGAAGAAAAUUGCCAUGGCACUGAACGUGACAGAGUGGAGGUUUUGCUUUGAUAAGCCAAAUGCUUGGUGGAAACAGGCAAGAAAGUCUGGCUCCAGCAUGGGAAAAGGUGCUGGGAUUUAUAGAGCUGGAAGCCAAUCUCACUGAGGAAGGACGCAGCAAGUAGCACUUUUAGAGGUGAUGAGCGAAAAUCGUAAUCCUUGACUCUUGAAGAAUAAUACCUAGAUAGCAAUUAAUAGGUGUUGCAAGGCAGAUUUUUCAAAGGUUAAAAAAAAUUAUCCACCUUUUCUGUUUUCUUAAUCAGAGGUAAUUUUCCCAGCUGGUAAGUGCUAUUGAAUUUUUAUGCUAUGGCUAAGCAAAAUGAAAGCGAGAUGUAUAAAGCCUAGAAAAUUGAUGCCUACGAGAACUAAUAAUAAGUACUGCCAAGGAAAAGGUAUUAUUUGAUAUGCUACAUACUGGGCAAGAAUGUCUUAGCUAACCAGCAUUAAAUUACUGGACAGAAAGCAUGGAUUUUUUGAUAUGUAGACUCAGUUAUGGCCGUAAGUUAAAAGUGACUGUUUCAUAGAAGGCACUUCUUUCUGAGCAGCCUUUGUUGUAGCAUGCCUUUCAGAUACUUAUUUUGCUUUAUUUUAAAGACGCACACUACCGGUACGGUACAUUUGUUUUGUAUCCAAACCUUGUGUUAGUUUAGAUGGCCAGAGCUGAAUGGGUACAGUUAUUAUUAGACUCUAAGAAAGAAACAUGUUACAGGCGUUGCUGUAACUUAUGCCUUGAUACUUGCCUUGGUAGCAUACGCUGCUUUAUCAUACUUGCUCGUAAUGGUAAAAUUGUUCAUAGCUGUUGAACUAGUACAUGAGAGAAUCCGGCAGUCAAAAAAGGUUUACUUUCAUCAAAGAGUAUGAUGGAGAGGGAGGUAACUGAAAGUUUUCAGAAGUCUUUAUUCAGUGUCUGCCUACAUCAAAACAGCAAUAGUCUUACUUCGUUUUGGCCAUGCUGGCAGAGUUUGAAGGCACAGAUUAUGGGGGUACUUUAAGGUACAUGGAUCUGUGAAAUGCAGGCAAAAUGGUCAGCUGCCACAGAAUCACUUUGGUACGGAGUAAAUUGAAUCUCAAGUCACAAAUAUUCAUUUAAAAGCUAAAUUUAUUGUACUUCAUUUUACAGUGUUCCCUUUCUAGGCUGAGAGUUAAUACAAUAAAAAUAUAUCUAGAAGAACAUUUAAUAGUCUUAAAAGAAGGCAGCACAACGGAUAGGACACAUGUUCUUUGUCACUAGACUAGCUUAAAAAACUGUAAUGUUUAAUUUUCACCUUUAAAGCAAUCAAGCUGACUUUACUAAUGUAAAGUGCAGGCAGAAUAGCUGUUGCAUAGCAACAGAUCUAAGUCUUCUGAACUGCCUUGGUUUUGACAAGGAAUUGACUACACUAUGUGCAUAUACAUCCAUCAGAUAUAAAGAGGUUUUUUUAUAUGAAUAUAUUUACUUUUGGUCCAGUAAAACAAUAGCCAGAGAAUCUAAAUGCUUGGAACAAUAGCACAAUCCAUUUCAAGUCAAGCAUUUCUUAAGAGAAAUUUACAAAAACCUCACAAAUUUGAUAUACAAGUCAGUACCCAUGCAGUAAAUAAAUGUCCGGUUUAUACAAACAAUAUUCUUCUAAUGGUACAAAUAUUACAUUGGAUUCAGGAUUCUAUACAAACGUUAAUACAUGAUUUGUCAUCCAUAUCGACUUGAAUAUAGGAUUACUGAAAAUGGGCUACAGAAAGGCCACUCUUCUGUACAAUUGUGCAAAAUCUGCAAAACAUUUGCAAUCCAAAUGCAAUAAAAUAACAAGAAAGGAAGAGACCAAGAGGGAGAGAAAAAGAAAAAGAA
Messenger RNA from Gavia stellata (red-throated loon), 3838 nucleotides. RefSeq names its product kelch like family member 34 (gene KLHL34). Lineage: Eukaryota; Metazoa; Chordata; Aves; Gaviiformes; Gaviidae. The record is from RefSeq and is a predicted model, not a curated record. Gene Ontology annotation, molecular function: protein binding. The transcript has a single exon. Bases 137 to 1915 code for a protein of 592 amino acids.